AUGGCUUACAAUUACUAUGAUGAACACGAUGAAGAUGAUUUACCAGUUUUUUCAUUACCUACAUUAACUGUGACAAAGAGAACUUCAAAUACUACCGAACAUCAAGAAGAUGAUAUGCCAAACGAUCGUUCAAGUGGUUUACUUGAGAACUGGAAAACACUUUAUGAGAGAAGUCUUCAUUCUUUAAAAUCUACCGAUGAAGAUCACGUAUCAACUAACCAACCAUCGCUUUGUCUUCGUCGACAACCAUCAGUUAACAGACCGUCGAGUAGAAUAAUUUGUUCGCCUAUUUAUCAACGACCAUUUGAUCUCAAUACACCUAAGUCAAGAUGGGAAAUACGUUUACCUCAAUUACUUGACACAACAGUUGGUCCAGAUCGUCCAAAUCGUGCUUUUGCACGACGACAUACAACUGAUAUUGUUUUUCAACGGUCAACUUCGAACAAUGACGAAUUUAAUGCAUACGGUUCAGCACAAAUACCCGAUGAAACUAAUAAUGAUCGACCAAUAGCUCCACUUGUUAAACAGAUCACACAUAAAUUCGAUCAAAUGCAAGUCAACAACGAAUCCAGUGUUACUACUAACAACCAUGAACAGCGGUUAUAUGAUGAUCCUUCAAAAUUACGUCAAGUCACUAGACUAGCUCCUAGAAGAUUAACUACUGAUAAUAGUGGACGUUUCCCCCCAAAACCACGUCCAAUGUUACCUCUUCGUCCAAUAGCUGAUCUAACAACUUCAAAAAUGCGAUCAACUAGUUCUGAAUCAUUGAAUAGCCGUAUAGCAACAAAUAAUAGUCAAUCUCAACGAAACAAAACAGGUCCACCUCUAAGUUAUUCCAAAUAUUUCUAUCCGCCACCUUCAACAACAUCUGUCAUUAAACAAUUGAUUGGUGGAAGUGCCACUCUUGUCUAUGAUAGCAGAGCAGAAUCACGUUCAUCAAAUACAAGCUCACCGGACAGAAAACAGCAAAAGGGCAUUCAACAAAUAGUAGACCAUUUAUCAAGUACUAAUUCAAAUCUAUUAGGUCGACAAAGAAAACCGAAGUCACCUGAUAGUGCUUAUGCAACACUUAACAAUGAACGAAAUACGCAACCGAAAUUGGUUAAGUCAAAAGUUGAUGAACCCGAUCCAAAUAAUUAUGAACAGUUAUUACGUCAAGCGUCCAAAACUUCCAAUAGUUCAUCUGAAAAAGACUAUGCUUCAGCUCAUAGUGACACUUUCGAUAUACCUACACGUACAAAUGGCAAUAUAUCAACAAAUUAUUAUCCAACUUAUGAUGCUGACUAA
Rotaria socialis is the source of this 1287-nucleotide messenger RNA. The record is from the annotation of a GenBank genome assembly. NCBI's taxonomy places the organism in Eukaryota, Metazoa, Rotifera, Eurotatoria, Philodinida, Philodinidae.